Messenger RNA from Paecilomyces variotii, 1233 nucleotides. RefSeq lists its product as hypothetical. Gene Ontology annotation, cellular component: actin cortical patch. The transcript has a single exon. Bases 1 to 1233 code for a protein of 410 amino acids. Lineage: Eukaryota; Fungi; Ascomycota; Eurotiomycetes; Eurotiales; Thermoascaceae. The record is from RefSeq and is a predicted model, not a curated record. Gene Ontology annotation, molecular function: phosphatidate phosphatase activity.
AUGACCAGUGUGCUCCGGCAAAAGGCACAAGAAACGCCUGACGAGCGUCGACAACGGAAAUCUGCCGAUUUCCCCAGUGUCGAGAAGAAGUUACCACUACGAUGGUAUCGACGGAGCACCAGCGUUAUAGAUUUCGUCUCGUCCGUGCUGGGGCAGCGGAACCCUUUGGCGCAACCGGCUAAUCCACGCGACAACACCGUCUGGUUGCUAGAUAAUACGGCUUAUCGGCCCGUGCGCAGAGGUAGGAAAGGGACGCAAACAUGGCAGGCCGAGAUAGUCGCAUGCGUUUUCGUUGCAGGCGACCGCGAAGAUAUUGGUGAAUUUGUUGCGUCGCUGGCAGACGCAAUAGGCCUCGAUGGCGAAUUGGGCAAGGAUGAAACGGUCAGGAGACGGAUUCAAGAGCGACUGCAGCCCUUUUUGACCAAAAUAUCGCCCUCUCGAUCAUUGACCCUCGAAAUACCUCUUCCCAAUGGCCAGAGACGGCAGCACCAACUAGGCCCGACGAACGAUAACGGGAUCGCCAACAAGACUCUACCUAUCGACGGUCGUACAGUCAAGAAUGGAACGGUGGUGAAGCCCUACCUUAAGGGCUGGGAUGAUAUGGUCUCGAUGGAGACUAGGUUUGCGAGUCCUGAAGGCUGGCUUGUCAUCUCGGAUAUCGACGAUACGAUCAAGUACACUCAGACUCCAGAGCCUACAGGUAUCCUACGGACGACGUUCGCGGAAGAGCCCAAGCCUAUCCCCGGAAUGCCUCAGUUCUAUUCGCAUGUCCAGAAAUAUCUCGUACCCACUUGGUUCUACUUGUCCGCUUCGCCAUACAAUCUGUAUCCUUUCCUGCGGCAGUUCCUCCGUUCCAACUAUAGCCCGGGGACUCUUAUACUUCGUGAUUUCUCAUGGAUGGAUCUAGGAGCGUUGUUGAAGACCUUCACGCAGGGCACACAGACCUACAAGGUAGAUCGAAUGAAGAAGAUCCAUCAAUGGCUCCCGGGGCGAAAGGUCCUGUGUGUCGGUGAUUCCACACAGAGUGAUCCUGAAGCUUAUGCGGAAAUCUACAAGAAAUACCCAGGAUGGGUCCAUGCUAUCUUCAUCAGAAAAGUGACAGACGUUGCCCACAUGGAAAAGAAAAACACAGAUGAAAGAUUCCAAAAUGCGUUCAAGGGCAUACCGCAGCAUGUCUGGAAAGUCUUUGAGAAGCCAGAAGAACUACAUAGACUCGUCGAGAAGCUGAAAUAG